GACUUUGAUUAAUGCCUCAAGCGACAAGUCAUCAAACUGCAAACCUAUCAUUUUUUUUACAGUUGAUUAUAUUGCAAUUGCAGUGACUGAUAUCUCCACUCCUUUUUCGCUUGGUAGCAAUUCGUGUUGACUGACCAGAGUCCGCGAAAAACGAACAUUCCAAAAUAUUAAGACUCCUACAAUCCAGUUUCGGAAGUCAUUGAAGAUUUAAGAAUGGCUCAAACUCUGACGUUCGGUGAUUCAUGCGCUCCAUUAACGAGUCACGCAUGGAAUAAGGAGAGAAAUCAAAUUGCAUUCUCCCCCAACAACAAUGAAGUUCAUAUAUAUCAAAAGGAAGGUAAUGAUUGGAAACAAACAGAUAAUCUAGUUGAGCAUGACAUGAGAGUUAUGGGUAUUGAUUGGGCUCCAAACACUAACAGGAUUGUGACUUGUUCAGUGGACCGUAAUGCAUAUGUUUGGACUCAAAAUGAAGAAGGAAAGUGGACUACAACAUUAGUUCUUCUUCGUAUUAACAGAGCUGCAACUUGUGUAAAAUGGUCACCAAUGGAGAAUAAAUUUGCUGUCGGUUCAGGGGCUCGCCUCAUCUCUAUUUGUUAUUUUGAAAAGGAAAACAAUUGGUGGGUCUCAAAACAUAUCAAAAAGCCAAUUCGUUCAACUGUCACAACUCUUGAUUGGCACCCUAAUAAUAUUCUUUUAGUUGCGGGAUCAACUGAUUUUAAGGUGAGGGUCUUCUCAGCAUACAUCAAGGAUAUAGAAGAUCAACCCGGGCCUAAUGUAUGGGGUUCUAAACUCCCCCUUGGCCAACUUUUGGCAGAAUUUCCUUCCGCUGGCAGUGGUUGGGUGCACAGUGUUUCCUUUUCUGGAGAUGGCAAUAAAGUAGCUUGGGUGGGCCACGACAGUUCCAUCAAUGUUGCUGAUGCUGCUCGAGGUAAAGCAGUUAUCAAACUUAAGACUGAGUAUUUGCCAUUUUUGGGUUGCAUUUGGGUUUCCAAUAACUUUUUAGUAGUUGCUGGACACAGCUGUAUACCUCUCUUAUAUUGCCAUGACGGUGAUCAAAUUAAGUUCGUAGCCAAGUUGGACAAUACUCAACGUAAAGAGUCUGGAGGGCUCUCAGCUAUGAAGAAGUUUCAAUCGCUGGACCGUCAGGCACGAAUUGAAACCAACGAUACAUUCCUAGACUCUAUCCACCAAAAUGCAAUUACAUGCAUUAACCUGCACAAAGGGUCUAAAGCCAAUGCUAAGAAGUUCAGUACGUCCGGCCUGGACGGUCAGCUAGUCAUUUGGGAUAUGGAGUCGCUGGAGAGGUCUAUUGAAGGACUUAAAAUUGCUUAAGAAAUAAUUGAUGCAUUUAAGUAUUAUUUUAUUUAAAUAAUUAUAAUGAAUAAUAUAAUCAGUUGCAUGUGAGCUCUGAAGUCACUCAGAAAAAUGAAUCAUGGAAAGCUGUGAACAAUUAUCACAAUCACAGUUUUAUCAGUCUAGCCAAAACAAGAGUAAGCAAUGAAAAGAGUGAAUUCAGCUCUCAGACUGUAAACAUUCAAAUAUACAGAAAUAAACUAUAAUUUAUAGAUACAA
Messenger RNA from Pieris napi, 1572 nucleotides. RefSeq names its product actin-related protein 2/3 complex subunit 1A-B (gene Arpc1). Gene Ontology annotation, molecular function: actin filament binding. Gene Ontology annotation, biological process: Arp2/3 complex-mediated actin nucleation. NCBI's taxonomy places the organism in Eukaryota, Metazoa, Arthropoda, Insecta, Lepidoptera, Pieridae. The transcript is spliced from 4 exons. Gene Ontology annotation, cellular component: actin cytoskeleton; Arp2/3 protein complex. The record is from RefSeq and is a predicted model, not a curated record. Bases 214 to 1332 code for a protein of 372 amino acids.